AUGGCGAGGCAGAACGGCCAGAACUUCCGCCGCAUGGGCAAGAAUGGCAACACCUCGUACGGCUCACGGAAGAUGAAGACUGCAGACAUAUCCACGUUACGAGGCUCCGAACAAACGUCACAGAAUGAGAAACUCGAGGCCACACGGCUGGCCCACAAGAUCGACGAAGCCAUGGGCUUUGAACGCUUCGAGGCCGGCAAGAAGAGAGAAGGCUGGCUCAUCAACAUGCACAGCACCAGCGUAGAAGACAGCAAGAACCAAGGAGGUCGCGCGGGCGUCGACUUUUACUUUCUCCAGGACGAUGGAAACACUUUCAAAGCCACCGUUCAAUAUGACCCUUAUUUCCUGGUUGCCGUCAAGAGGGGCAGGGAGCCUGAAGUCGAGGAGUGGUGCAAGAGGUCCUUUGAGGGCAUGCACUCAAUUGACCAAUCUGACAGNCCAAACCAUUUACUCGGACACCGACGAAACUUCCUCAAACUCACAUUCGCCAACGUCGAUCACCUACUGCAAGUCAGGAGGGGUAUCUCGCCCAUCGCCGAAAAGAACAAGAGCAAAAUGAAUGCCAUGGACACGUACGCCGAGGUCGCAACUGCAAACGCUGGAAUCGACAUGUUCGACGACGACUUUGAGCAAGCCAACAAGGCCAGUAUCCACGACGCCAGCGACUUCAUCGUCGACAUUAGAGAAUACGACGUACCCUACCACGUACGAGUAGCAAUCGACAAGGACAUCCGAAUAGGAAAAUGGUACACUGUCGACGCAAAACACGGACACAUCACCCUGACUUGCAUUGAAGAGAGGCUACAACGUGCAGAUCCCGUCAUUCUGGCCUUCGAUAUCGAGACUUGCAAGGCACCGCUCAAGUUCCCUGAUGCGGCCGUUGAUCAGAUCAUGAUGAUCUCGUACAUGAUCGAUGGUCAAGGUUUUCUCAUCACAAAUCGAGAAAUCGUCUCCGAGGAUAUUGCCGAUUUCGAAUACACACCCAAACCAGAGUACGAAGGACCUUUUCUAAUCUUCAAUGAGCCGGACGAAAGAGCUUUACUGGAACGAUUCUUCGACUGCAUCAAGGAGGCUCGCCCAACCAUUAUCGUUACAUACAACGGAGACUUUUUCGAUUGGCCAUAUGUCGAAGCCAGAGCUAGUAUCCAAGGCAUCGACAUGUACCAAGAAAUUGGUUUCCGCAAGAACAGCGAGGAUAUUUACCAAUCAAAUUACUGCGCGCACAUGGACGCCUUUGCCUGGGUCAAUCGUGACAGUUACUUGCCUCAGGGAAGUAGAGGUCUCAAAGCUGUCACUGUGGCUAAACUUGGCUACGAUCCCGAUGAACUCGACCCGGAAUUGAUGACACCAUAUGCCCAGGAACGACCACAGACUCUGGCCGAAUACUCCGUCUCAGACGCCGUGGCGACAUAUUACCUCUACAUGAAAUACGUCCACCCGUUCAUCUUCUCGCUAUGCACCAUUAUUCCGCUCGGACCUGACGACGUGUUGCGAAAGGGUACUGGCACGCUUUGCGAGAUGUUGCUCAUGGUCCAGGCUUAUCAAAAGGAGAUCGUUCUACCCAACAAGCAUCAAGCACCGCGAGAAGCUUUUUGGGAAGGCCACCUACUCGAAUCUGAAACCUAUGUCGGUGGUCACGUCGAAAGUAUUGAAGCUGGUGUCUUCCGCGCAGAUAUACCCUGCAACUUUGCGGUUGACCCAGCGGCCAUUGAUGAGCUGAUCAAAGAACUUGACAACGCGCUCAAGUUCAGUAUCACAGUAGAAGAGAAGAAGUCUUUAGAUGACAUCGAAAACUACGAAGAAGUCAAGGCGCAGAUUCUGGAGAAGUUAAUACAGCUCAAGGAAACGCCAAACCGCAAGGAGAAACCUCUGAUCUACCAUUUAGAUGUCGCGUCCAUGUAUCCCAAUAUCAUGACAACCAAUCGUCUACAACCAGAUUCUAUGAUUGAAGAGGCAGAUUGUGCUGCCUGCGACUUCAACAGACCUGGAAAGACUUGCGAUCGAAGGUUGCCCUGGUCAUGGAGAGGUGAAUACCUACCAGCGAAACGCGAUGAAUACAACAUGAUUCGUCACGCCUUGGAGAGCGAAAACUUCCCGGGCAAGAAGGCGAACAGUCUGCCUCGAAGCUUCCAAGACCUGUCUCUUGACGAGCAAUCGGUACUAGUCAAGAAGCGACUACAAGAUUACAGCAAGAAGAUUUACCACAAGAUCCACGAAGCCAAGACCAUCGAGAAGGAAGCCAUCAUCUGUCAACGAGAGAAUCCCUUCUACGUCGACACUGUCAAGGACUUCCGUGACAGAAGAUAUGAUUUCAAGGGCAAGCAGAAGGUCUGGAAAGGCAAGACUGAAGACCUGAAGAAGGCCGGUGCUUCACAGGCCGAAGUUGACGAUGCUAAGAAGAUGAUCAUCUUGUUCGACUCUCUUCAACUUGCUCACAAGGUCAUUCUGAACAGUUUCUAUGGCUACGUCAUGAGAAAAGGUUCUCGUUGGUACUCCAUGGAGAUGGCCGGUGUUACCUGUUUGACUGGUGCUCGCAUCAUCCAAAUGGCCCGCCAGCUGGUCGAACGAAUCGGACGACCUCUCGAACUCGACACUGACGGUAUCUGGUGUAUCCUUCCCGCCACCUUCCCUGAGAACUUUGCGUUCAAGAUGAAGAAUGGCAAGAAGAUUGCGAUAUCAUAUCCUUGUGUCAUGUUGAACCAUCGCGUUCACGACGGCUUCACCAACCACCAAUACCAGGAGUUGGUUGAUCCUCAGACCUUCCGCUACGAGACGCAUAGCGACAACACUAUCUUCUUCGAGGUCGAUGGUCCGUACAGAGCCAUGAUCUUGCCUACUUCCAAGGAAGAAGACAAGAACUUGAAGAAGCGUUAUGCUGUGUUCAACCACGAUGGCAGUCUUGCCGAGUUGAAAGGUUUCGAAGUAAAGCGUCGUGGUGAGCUCAAGCUAAUCAAGAUCUUCCAAACACAAAUAUUCAAGUUCUUCCUCGAGGGCACCACGUUAGAGGAGACAUAUGGAGCAGUUGCCAAGAUUGCCAACCGAUGGCUGGACGUACUGGACUCUCGUGGUUCCACCCUGGCUGAUGAAGAGCUUAUCGACCUCAUUUGUGAAAACAAGAGUAUGGCCAAGACACUCGAGGAGUAUGGCGCACAAAAAUCGACCGCCAUUACCACUGCGAAGCGUCUUGCCGAAUUCUUGGGCGAGCAAAUGGUCAAGGACAAAGGCUUGAACUGCAAGUACAUUAUUUCGUCACGACCCAGAAACUCUCCCGUCACUGAACGUGCCAUCCCGGUCGCCAUCUUCUCAGCUGAAGAAUCAGUCAAGAGGCAUUACCUUAGGAAGUGGAUGAAGGACGACCCGGGUGACAUGGAUCCUCGUACUGUCAUUGACUGGAACUACUAUCUUGAGCGUCUGGGCUCCGUCAUUCAGAAGCUCAUUACUAUACCUGCUGCCCUGCAAAAGAUUCGCAACCCGGUUCCUCGCGUUGCUCAUCCUGACUGGCUCGAGCGCAGAAUCAGAAUCAAGGAUGAUGUCUUCAAGCAGAAGAAGAUGACGGACAUGUUCACGAAGAAGCCCCUUGAGGCUGCGGACAUCAAUGAAGUCAAUGGAAGGAUUAUCGGGGACCUUGAAGACUUUGGCUCGUCGUCAUUGACUGUGCCGAAGAGGGCUAUGGUUUCUAGGGUUGCCUCAUCUCAGAAGCGCAAGGCCGCCGAAGUCGAACCUGCUGCGCCGAUUGACCCUUAUGCUAGCCUGCCACCGAAUAUGCCUUCCAUCACUGAGGAUUACGAAGGCUGGCUUCAGUAUCAAAAGAAGAAGUGGAAGAUCCAGAAGCAGGCACGGAAGAGAAGACGCCAGCUCUUUGGUGAGAAGAGAGUUGACAACACUGAUGCCAUUGGCAACAUGUUUCGCAACCAAAGUGAGUUGAUGUACAACUCAACCUGGCAGAUCUUGCAGCUCUGCGAGGGUGAAAGCCCAGGUGAAGUCAAGGCUUUUGUUCUGAUCGAUCAGAAGGUACAUCAACUCAAGGUUGUUGUGCCGCGUCAAGUCUUCCUCAACCUGAAGGGAGAUGAUUUGCCUGAUGUCUCUGUUGAUGGUGUACAAGCCGAGAAAGUGGUCAAUUACACCCUUCCCAACGGUCACCCUUCAGUACAUCUAUUCAAGCUCAGCAUGCCUGAACAAGUCUAUAUCAAGGAUGCGGACAAGCUUGCAGCACUCUUCAACCACUCCAGCGUUGAAGGAGUAUAUGAGACGCAAGUGCCGUUGGACAUCAGAGCAGUUCUGGAGCUUGGCAGCACUUGCACCUUCGAUGAGACGCAAGCAGGUGUUCUCGGUAAAGGUAUGACCCAUGGUUUCGACCUGUCAGCACUGCACUAUGUGCCUCCCAAGCAACCUUAUCUGUCUUCUGCUCCCAUGAGCUACCUCUACCUUUACCAUGUCAUUGCUGGAGAGCGCCAGAUCUUCGCGAUAUUCUGUUCGUCCAAGAAAGAGGCUCAAAUCGUUGUCCUCAACAGAUCUCGUGCUGACCAAGGCAUGCCCAACGUCGAUCGCAUCUAUCAAGACAUGUUCACCAAGAAGCUCGAAGAAAACAAUGGGGAGCAAUGGCAAGAUGUCUUUGAGUAUCAAGAAAGCGUUCACUUCAAGACUGUCAACGUCACCACCAAGAAGAGAGCACUGCAAGAAGUUGGCGAUGCCAUCAAGAAGAUUCAAAAGGAGGAGACCAACCCUGUGAUGGUGGUCAUCCAAUCUCAACAGCCUCGUCUACUCAGACACGAUCUGCCAGUCUUGCAAGAUUUGCCUAUGCUGCCUCUGAAAUCUGAUGAAGAUGACAAGAGAUUGCCUCCUCUCGGAUGGCAGUCAUUUGUCGCAAAGAGACUGGUCGGCCACUACCUCGACCUCGGUUCAUGGAUAACACACUUGAUCGAGCUCAGUCGUUAUGGCAAUGUCCCCCUCUGCAAUCUCGAGAAAGACGACCCUCGCUUCUUGAUUGAUAUCUCAUAUGCAAGAAGGUUGCAGAAGGAGAAGGUGGUGCUAUGGUGGUCAGCCAACCCACGUCCAGAUCAUGCUGGCUACGAGAAAGAUGAUAUCCUUGCUGCCAUGGAGACUGUGGACAUGCCUUCGGUCAACAAUCCUGGAACCUACUCUUCAGUUUGCAUCGAUCUCAGUGUCAAGAACCUUGCAAUUAACACGAUCUUGUGUUCUGCAGUGCUCAACGAUGCUGAAGGCAGUGACUCGAUGGGCCUGUCAGUGCCCCCGCCUAACGAAGAAGGCAUCGAAGACAUCUCUCACGUCGUCUCUGGCGAAAACACAUUUGCACAGGCUGGUAUCAUGGCUUUGAGGGAGAUGGUCAGAGCAUGGUGGGAAGAAGCGUGUCGUGGUGGCGGCAUGGCAGAUGUCAUGGUCCAACACCUUGUACGCUGGAUCGAGAAUCCAGGCUCUUUCUUGUACGACAAGUCGUUGCACUACUAUGUGCAGAUGAUGUCAAGAAAAGCUCUGCAACAGCUCAUGUCCGAGUUCAGACGUGUUGGUUCGCAUGUCGUGUACGCAAGUGCAAACAGACUGCUCUUGCAGACCACCAAGGCUGAAGUCGGCAAUGCUUACGCAUACAGUCAGUACAUCCUCAAGACUGUCAAUGCCAAGCCGUCUUUCAAUUUCUUGGAUCUCAGCAUCACGGAGUACUGGGACUAUCUGAUCUGGUAUGACGAGUUCAACUAUGGCGGCAAGGGAUGUGCAGAGGUUGUUGAGGCCGAGAAUCAAACACUCAACACCAUCAUGGAGUGGCAGAUUGGCACAUUUCUGCCCAGGAUCUUGCAACCCAUGUUCAACGAUUGGGUUGUUGAGUACGUUGACCUCAUGCAUGCCCGCAAGAGACCUUCGGGCACUGGAGUCAACGGUGCACCACGUCCUACACAACUCCCGAUUCACGCAUCCAUCUUUGCUUCCGAGAAGGACGACCAAACUACUCCUGGCGACGUGCUAGCAAAGACCUUUUCCAAGCCUUUAGCCAAACAGAUCAAAGCACUGAUCAAACGCCAACGCACAGAAGCCAUGCACGAAGAAUUGGCUUCCGACUGGGUUUUCCCCUCUCUACCUGGCUCCUCAAAGCCACUCCAAAACCCAGUGUUGCAAUUGGUAAAGAGUGUCAUGCAAGUCCUCUCCCUCGACAAAACCAUCACACUGGAAGCCCGUCUGUUGCGCAAAGAGUUACUCCAUCUCUUUGAAAUCCGCGAGUUUAGUGCUGAAGGCGCAUUUGCAAACCCUUCUGAUAGUUUGGCGAUCAAGCAACUCAGUUGUCCUGAAUGCUGUCUCCCUCGCGACAUUGAUCUCUGCCGCGACGGCGACAUCAUCCCCUCCGAGGUUACAGAUACUUCCUCUCGCGUCUUGACCAUCCGCUGUCAUAACUGCGAUGCUUUGUUCGACCGUCUAGCCAUUGAAGAACGCCUACUCUCCGAAGUUCAGAAACUGGUCUUGCAAUGGACGACGCAAGAUUUAAAAUGUGGCAAAUGUGGACGCAUCAGACAGAAUGAGUUUAUGGAUCAUUGCAGCUGUGCUGGAGAGUGGAUGGCCACGGUCAAAAAGGAGGAAGUGCAGAAACAGUUGAAGGUAUUCAAGAGUGUGGGCACGUUUUAUGGUAUGAGGAUGUUGGAGGAUGUUGUUGGGGGUGUGGGUGGCUGA
Messenger RNA from Aureobasidium uvarum, 6672 nucleotides. Lineage: Eukaryota; Fungi; Ascomycota; Dothideomycetes; Dothideales; Saccotheciaceae. The record is from the annotation of a GenBank genome assembly.